AUGAUAAAUUCGAUAAUUGAUCUCUUCAUUCAUUUUCCUACCCAUUUCAAAGGAAGAAUAAAGAGAAAACUUACGAGUAGCAUUAUCAUUAUAGUUAUCAACAACUAUUGCUCUAUAAAGUCUAACAAGAUCGGAAGGAUAAAGAACCAGGAAGGUGAUACUGGUGGUAGUGAUGGUGGUGAUGAUGGUGGUGGCUAUUCGCCUCCUUUUCAAUCUGCCACCGUAGAUGGAGAAAAUCAUCGACUGAACAUGGAAGCCGGAGAGGGCCGGUGGUGUGGUAUCCAUACACCUCGUGAGCCUUCUCUAAAAGUUUAG
This is a messenger RNA of Ilex paraguariensis (yerba mate), 315 nucleotides long. Lineage: Eukaryota; Viridiplantae; Streptophyta; Magnoliopsida; Aquifoliales; Aquifoliaceae. The record is from the annotation of a GenBank genome assembly.